GAUUAAACUGCUCCGAAGUAGCUGGAAAGAGUUUUCAGCCACACCCAUGCAUUCUGGGCAUGUACAGUUUGCAAAAUUGGCUACAAUAUGAUUUGUAUCAGGAAGAGUUUAAGUAUAGAAAGAUCGUGAGCAGCAACGGCACUGGACAUUAGAGUUGCAGUACUUAUCACUGUACUUUGUACCAGCAACUAAGAAGAUUUUGUUCUCCAGGAUCAACACAUCAAGCAACAUUAAACAGGACAGAAAUAAUGCUUUACACCUCGAGGGCAGUUUUGAUGCACACUGUUCACGCAGCAAGAAAUAUGCAUAGAUUGAUUGGGUUCAUGAAAGUGAAUGUCUCAAGCAGUUUGUUUGCUUGGUCCCGACAACACCAGAACUUAAGUACAUCAGCUAAAACCUGUGCUCCAAAGAGAAAAACAUAUAGCUACUUAAUAGUGGGAGGAGGUUCGGCAGGAUGCGUCUUGGCAAACCGUCUUUCAGAAGACCCCAAUAAUUCAGUGCUCCUUUUAGAAGCAGGGCCUAAAGAUAUACAGUUGGGUAGCAAACGACUAAUGUGGAAAAUUCAUAUGCCGGCUGCCUUAAUAUACAAUCUCUGUGAUGAUAAAUAUAACUGGUAUUAUCAGACUACUGCUCAAAAACAUAUGAAUAACCGAGUAAUGUACUGGCCUAGAGGUCGUGUUUGGGGAGGAUCCUCCUCGUUGAAUGCAAUGGUAUAUAUUCGUGGGCACGCAGAAGAUUAUAAUCGUUGGGAGAGACAAGGUGCUACUGGUUGGAAUUAUGAUCACUGCCUCCCUUAUUUUAGGAAGGCACAGUGUCACGAACUGGGAGCGGACAGGUAUAGAGGGGGAAAUGGACCAUUGCAUGUAUCACGUGGAAAGACAAACCAUCCUCUCCAUGUUGCUUUUCUUGAAGCUGGGCAGCAAGCUGGCUACCCAUUUACUGAUGACAUGAAUGGAUUUCAGCAAGAGGGAGUUGGUUGGAUGGAUAUGACAAUUUACAAAGGACAAAGAUGGAGUGCAGCUAGUGCCUAUCUGCGCCCUGCUUUGGUACGCAGCAACCUAACAGCAGAAGAGAAAACAUUUGUAACUAGAAUUUUGUUUGACGGCACCAAAGCUGUUGGAGUUGAAUAUGUUCAAAGUGGAUUACCAAUAAAGGUCUAUGCUAGCAAGGAAGUGAUCCUAAGUGGCGGUUCAAUUAACUCACCUCAGCUUCUUAUGUUAUCUGGCGUUGGUAAUGCAGAUGACCUUAAAGCAUUGGGAAUUCCUGUUGUUUGCCACCGUCCUGGUGUGGGCCAGAAUCUGCAAGAUCAUUUAGAAUUGUACGUGCAACAAGAAUGCACUGAACCUAUUACUCUAUAUCAAUCCCAAAGAUCCAUCAAGAUGAUCAAAGUUGGCCUAGAAUGGCUUUGGAAAUUCACAGGCGAUGCAGCUACUGCUCACUUGGAAACUGGUGGUUUUAUCAGGAGUCAACCUGAUGCAACUCACCCUGAUAUUCAGUUCCAUUUUUUGCCAUCACAGGUGAUUGAUCAUGGGAGAGUCUCACCUAACAUGGAGGCUUAUCAGGUUCAUGUGGGCUCGAUGAGACCCACAAGUGUGGGCUGGCUGAAGCUCAAGAGUGCAAACCCCAAAGACCAUCCAAUUAUUGAACCAAACUACUUAUCUACAGAAACUGAUGUCCUGGAACUUCGUCAAUCAGUGAAGCUAACUAGGGAAAUUUUUGCUCAAAAGGCAUUUGAUAAGUUCCGUGGUCGAGAGGUAACACCUGGCAGCCAUGCACAGACGGAUAAGGAAAUCGAUGCUUUUGUGAGAGAAAAGGCUGAUAGUGCCUACCAUCCAUCGUGCACCUGUAAAAUGGGCCAACCAUCUGAUCCUAUGGCAGUUGUUGACCCUGAGACUAGAGUUAUAGGGGUGGAGAACUUACGGGUUGUAGAUUCUUCUAUAAUGCCAAGUGUUGUUAGUGGCAACCUAAAUGCCCCCACAAUCAUGUUGGCUGAGAAGGCUGCUGACAUAAUCAAGGGAUGCCCAGCACUCUGUGACAAGGAUGUUCCUGUUUAUAAGCCCAAAUCUUAGACAUUCAGUAGUACAAAGGUUUUAAUUUUAAAUACUCCUAUUACACAAGAAAAAGUUAAUUUUUCUUCGCCAGUGAAAAGAUAAAUAGAAUAUUUAAAAUCAUACUUAAUACAAGGAGAAAACCUGAGUACUUGUUAAUUACCUGUUUGAUACAAAAUUUCUUGAAUUCACCCUAGUUUUCUAUUUUGUAUGUUUUUUUCUUAUUUUACUUUAUUAAAUUUUCCUUCAUUGUGUCAAUUACAAAUUAAACAGCAGGUUUAACUUAAUAUUAUCUCUGAUGUUAUGAACAAGGUUGAACCCCAACUGAAGUAAUAAGGAUUUUGGUCUAUUUAUGCAUCAGUUGUGCAUAUUCCACUGUAAGAUUGCAUGUGCAGCCACAUGUUUAUGGGGAGUGAUGCGGGUGCUUGUGGUUGUGUAAAACGUUUCUUUGUUGUAUCAACUAUUUAAAGUGAAAUUUACCUUUUUAGUUGAAGUAUCACCUGCUUAUUCAUUCAUGUUUAAUUUAUGUUGAUUCUGAAUUGUGGUAAAGUAAAAGCUACAAAAGUGA
Carcharodon carcharias (great white shark) is the source of this 2616-nucleotide messenger RNA. RefSeq names its product choline dehydrogenase (gene chdh). NCBI's taxonomy places the organism in Eukaryota, Metazoa, Chordata, Chondrichthyes, Lamniformes, Lamnidae. The transcript has 8 exons. Gene Ontology annotation, cellular component: mitochondrial inner membrane. The record is from RefSeq and is a predicted model, not a curated record. Gene Ontology annotation, molecular function: choline dehydrogenase activity; flavin adenine dinucleotide binding. Bases 249 to 2069 code for a protein of 606 amino acids.